AUGCUUUUUAGAAAUUUUAUCCUUCAUUUGCUUUCCUUAUUUUUUAUUCUCUUUCUCUUCAAUUUUCUUUACCUUUUUAAAUAUCCUGAAUAUUCUCUAGCUGAACUCUACAGACGUUCUUUAAAUCCACAAGCACAACAACAACAACAAGAAAGUGUACAUAAUUUACCUGUAUAUUAUGGACAUUUAGCCGAACGAAUAUGCCCAAUUGUUGAUAUUUUAUUACAAAAAGCAAUUUCUAUGGAUUUAAAACCAGCUGUUAUGGAUACUUUACUUUGCCAUUUUUCUCCUAUUUAUAGGAUUCAUCGUAAAUUUAUUUUUUAA
This is a messenger RNA of Meloidogyne enterolobii, 324 nucleotides long. NCBI's taxonomy places the organism in Eukaryota, Metazoa, Nematoda, Chromadorea, Rhabditida, Meloidogynidae. The record is from the annotation of a GenBank genome assembly.